This is a messenger RNA of Nematostella vectensis (starlet sea anemone), 2929 nucleotides long. RefSeq names its product coiled-coil domain-containing protein R3HCC1L. Lineage: Eukaryota; Metazoa; Cnidaria; Anthozoa; Actiniaria; Edwardsiidae. The coding region runs from base 340 to 2262 and encodes 640 amino acids. The record is from RefSeq and is a predicted model, not a curated record. The transcript has 9 exons.
UUUAAUAGCAAAUCCAAAAUGGCUGAGUUCAGAACAAAAAGUGACAUUGCGGAUGUAUUUUAUCUUUUAUUCUCUUUGGCUAAAUCUUUUUUCUGGAAUAAGUGAGAUAUCUCCAAAGUUAAUCAAAGCUUCCCUUCCUGGCCAGAGCAGCAAUAUCUAGAUCGCUUGGAAGACGAACUAGAACAUCUCCAGAGCAACUCUUGCCCGAGCAGUGUGCUCUUCUUGCCGCCACUCAGUCCUCGACUCCGUUUUCUCACACAUCAGCUGGUUCAGGAGCGGUUUCCAAGUCUGAGGACGUUAUCGGUUGGUUCAGCGGAAGAGCGUCGUACAACGGUGUAUAUGGCACAAGGCAGGUCUUGGAACUUGACACAUGAGACCAGUGAAGAAAGAAACAAACCUCUUUGGACUGCUCAUGGAAGAGGAAGGGGGAAGAAAGUAAGAGAGUUAAGUCAGGAUCCACAAGGGGUAAAGCCAUCAGGAAUUGAUCCUAGUGUCAGACCUAGAGGACGAAGCAGAGGCCGUGCACGCAGGCCUGACCAGCCAAUAUAUGUCCCAGGAGCUUUGCGGAGAGAAAGAUUAAAGGGGAAUGUAGAAAAGGACAACACUUCAGUUUAUUUGAUUGGAAAACAGGGAAAUGGCACAGUUAAAAGUAAUGAGAAGUUCGAAGAUGAGUCUUGUUUGCAGGGUCCUGUAGAGCUUAUUAAAGAAGAAUCAAGUUCAACUCCUGAUCAGAAAAAUGAUACCUGUGAAGUAGCACACACUAGAACGUCUAACAACACUUCAGUUUGUAUAAUUGGAGAACAGAGAAAUCACCCAGUUGAGAAAAGUAAAGAGAUAGUUAAAAAUGAGUCUUGUCUGCACGUCCCUGUAGGGGGCAAUAAAGAGAAAUCUUGUGAUCAGAAAAAUGAUAACUGUGCAGUUGCACACACUACAACAUCUAACAAAACUCCAACGUGUGUUAACAGAGAACCACAGAAUGGCCCUGGAGAGGGAACUAAAGAGUUAGUUGAAGAUGGCUCUAGUUUACAGGGUACUUUAGAACUAGUUGAGGAAGAAUCAGGGUCGAGUCAUUAUCAGAAAAAUGAUUCCUACACAGAGACACAAGCUAAAACUUUUAAUGAAAACAGCAACACAGCAUUCAGAGAACACCCUGAAUUUGUGACUCCUUCUGAUACAAACUCUGAGAGUUGCAGUGAGGAGGGCUCAUGUUCACCUCCUCAAUUAUUUAUCAGUUCUUCUAUUCCAAUUGAUAUAUACAAUAGUAAAACUAACUUAUCCAUAUCAGAAGUGAAUCAAGCUAAUGAAAUAGUGACGGAUGAUAGUGAUCAUUUGAGAGGUCAUAAUAUCUGUGCCCAAGAGAAUACAUGCUCAACUGAUGCAGACGAAAACAUCUUGAUAUGUAGAGAGGUGUUAGAGAACUUACUUACACAUGUUAUUGAUCAAGAGAACCAAAAAAAAGUGAAUGAAGGAAAAAGUGAGGGUGAAAGAAAAAAGACAAAAGAGAUAACAUCAAAGACAACUAAAAAAGUUAAAGACAAGAAAGGCAAAGACAAAACCACAAAACGGUCUUCAAAAGAGAAAAAGAAAAAAAAUGAGAAAGAACAGAAAACACUGCCUAAGAAGCAUGUGAGUGGCGAAGAAGAAUCUGAGGAUGACUGGGAUGCAAACUUUGAUGAGAGUGGAGAAUGUAUCAACCCUGAGCUAAUAAAAGAGCUAUCAAAUUUGACUGGUAUCAAAAAGCCAUCAGUGCGCAAGACCCAGUUUGACUUCUAUGCCUUCACUCCUAAGGAAGUUGACCUUGAUGAGGACCCAGCAUAUUCACAUAUUUUGGAGAUCUACGACUUUUCACCUGAACUCCAAACCAAAGAUGUCUCCCAGGCACUAGCCAUGUUCACGAAGCAAGGCUAUAAUAUCAUGUGGGUGGACGACACUCAUGCCUUGGCGGUUUUCUCAAGUGAAAUUACAGCAAAACAAGCAAUCCAGUCCUGCUCUAGCCCCUUGCUGAAGUUGAGGCCCAUCAGUCAAGGGAUCCAGGCUUCCAAAUCAAAAGCCAGGAACUGUCUAGAGUUCUUGUUACCCUACAAAGAGCGGCCAAAGACUACAAACCUCACAGCAAAUAGACUUGUGGCAGGUGCACUGGGGAUGAAGUCAUCCAUGACAAAGGAACAGCGGCAGAAAGAGAGGGAAAAGCUCAAGGAAGCCAGAGAACAAAGGCAGCAAGAGAAGCAGAGAAAAGCUGAAGUAUGGGGAGAUGACUUCUAAUAUUUUAUUUAGCAAAUAGAUCUAAUUUUUGCAUGUAUAUGUCAUGUUUAAGAAAGUAUGCAAUGCCGAGUUGGUGUGACAUUGUUCAGGACACACUGUGAUAUCAUUACAUUUGUUUUUAUACAACAACACUUGUAAAUCGUGCACUCUGAUAGGUCAAUAUAUAAUGUCUCAUCACAGCUCACAUUUUAUUGGUAUUGUUGAAUAAAUAUAGAUAUCACAGUGGGUGUGUAAUAAAAUAUCCAUUUAGUUUGCAUUUGGAAUCUAGAGGUGUUUUUUAUGUACAUUUUAGUAUUAGUCCACAUACGAUAGACAAAAUGUAAAUAAAAUCUUUGUACAGGGCACCUUGAACAUUCUAUGACUUAAAGCACACUGUUGAAUUAUUCAUCUAGUUAUUGCCUUUUUCUAUAGCCAUAGUUAUCGUUAUUAUACUGCAGUUGCAAAAUGGGUAGUAGGAAGGUCAGGUUUGACAACCUGGAGAAAUGGAUGGACAAAGACAUCUCCCUUGGCCUGCCCAGUGAUCUCACAAUCUUGUUAUUUGUGUAUCAAACCUGGUCCCCUACUCAGUUUGCAAAUGGCAACUGGCAAGAAAUCAAUUCAAUGGAUAAAUAAGACCCAAUGUGUACAGUACUAUGAUUUUAUGCAAGUAAAAAAACAGUUCUUCACA